AUGAACGUUGGUGUGGCACACAGCGAGGUGAAUCCUAACACACGGGUGAUGAACAGCCGGGGGAUCUGGCUGGCAUACGUGAUCUCCGUGGGAGUCCUCCAUAUCGUUCUCCUCAGUAUCCCAUUCUUCAGCAUUCCUGUGGUCUGGACUCUCACCAAUGUUAUUCACAACCUGGUCAUGUACUUGCUGCUGCACACGGUGAAAGGGACCCCGUUCGAAACGCCGGACCAAGGCAAGGAUCGCCUCCUCACGCACUGGGAGCAGAUCGACUACGGGAUGCAGUGCACCUCGUCCCGCAAGUUCCUCAGCAUCUCCCCUGUAGUGCUUUACCUCCUCACCAGCUUUUAUACGAAAUAUGACCCUGCACACUUUGUCAUCAACACAACCUCCCUUCUCAGCGUCCUUCUGCCCAAGCUGCCCCAGUUCCACGGAGUACGUGUCUUUGGCAUCAACAAAUACUGAGGCCUGGCAUGCCCACCGCUACGUGCGGCACUUCCAGCGGAGAAAGAGGCAAAGCCUAAGGAAGGAGAUGGGACGUCAGAACUGUGUUAUGUGCUGGCUAGACAGCAAAGCAUGUUCUGCCAGGGUAAGGCUGGAGAAUGGAUGAGGGCUGGGCACACUGGCAGGGACCACUCCAGCUGGCGUGUAACACACUUGCAUGCAGGGCUUUUAGCAAGGAUUCCUUUGUCUCCAAGGAAGAUCCUCAUUUGGGCUUUAUCUCUUGGUGUUCUGGUGGAGAGAGAAAUGCAGCUGAGCUGCAAGGAAUGAGCAGGUCACGUCACACAUGCACGUUACCUUUGAGCUAACCUCCAUGUAACCAUGCAGCAACUGGAAGGCACCUACAAGGGGAGAACUGUUGAUUAACGGGAAGAGUAACCAAUCUAUGCCUCCUCUUCAUCCUCAUGUUUUAUAUACGUCCACCAUAAUAAAGAACUUACAGAGACUA
Messenger RNA from Struthio camelus australis, 946 nucleotides. The record is from RefSeq and is a predicted model, not a curated record. NCBI's taxonomy places the organism in Eukaryota, Metazoa, Chordata, Aves, Struthioniformes, Struthionidae.